Eremothecium gossypii ATCC 10895 is the source of this 1587-nucleotide messenger RNA. It is a transcript of the gene BFR2, whose product is annotated as rRNA-processing protein BFR2. The transcript has a single exon. Lineage: Eukaryota; Fungi; Ascomycota; Saccharomycetes; Saccharomycetales; Saccharomycetaceae. Gene Ontology annotation, biological process: maturation of SSU-rRNA from tricistronic rRNA transcript (SSU-rRNA, 5.8S rRNA, LSU-rRNA). The record is from RefSeq and is marked provisional. Bases 1 to 1587 code for a protein of 528 amino acids. Gene Ontology annotation, cellular component: nucleolus; nucleus.
AUGGGCAAGACGCUUGCAGAUCAGAUAACGGAACUUGCUAACAAGUCAAAAGUUCCGGACUUUGACAUUGAGGACGAACAAGUUUUUGAGCACGACAGUAAUGCAUCAGGAAGCGAAGCAUCAGAUGAAGAUGAGGCCUUGCAGGCCGCACACUACGUGCAGGUAGGCCGCUCCAAGCUGCGGAACAAGCAUAAUGUGCUUGUCGAGGACAGCAAGUACUCGGGGAGCAAGGGCUCUCGAGAGGCACUCUUUAAUAGCUCUGGCGAGGAAGACGGCUCCGAGUCUGACCGCAGAGGCUCAGACUCCGAUGGCGGCUCUGAUAGCGACAGUGACGCCCCUGAGGCUACGUUGUCCAGUGAGCAAAGCGCUGACGAGAGCGCUCGCUCCGAUUCCGACUCCGGUGACAGCGACAGCGACAGUGGGUCUGACGCAGGUGAGGAGAACAGCGCUGUCGCGGAGGACGCGGAUGCCAAGCGCGAGCGGCUCUCGCAGCUGGUGCGGCUAGAGACCCAGCAAGCCAUGGGUAAGCUGAAUGCCGCUGUGCAGAACGACGCCCUCAAGGGAUAUGCCAUCAUGGAACAGUCGCGCUUUUUUGAGGGCGCCAUCGACGUGCGAAUCAAGCUCCAAAAGGCAAUUGCAGCAGCCAACCAGUUGCCGCUGACCAAGCAGUCGUGGGAAUCACGUCUAGAUGCGCAGGAUGCAGAACUACUGGAGUCUACGUGUAAGCUAUUGCAUAAGGUGGCCGGCAAGUGCGCUGAGCUGAGGACAACCUUCCAGAAUAAGGAGCGCAUAAAUCAGACGGAAAUAGACUACCAGCCCUCAAAGAAGAGAAGCAUAGAUGCAUUGGCAGAGCAGUGCCACGACCUGGACUCGCAGCUGCGUGACUAUAGAGGCGCGGUCUUGCACAUGUGGUCGUCGAAGGUUGCCGCCACAUCGGGGAAGACAGCUCUCUCUUCGUCCAAGUUCAAGGCCAUCAACCAGCCAGCAAACGUCCAGGUUGACAACCAGCUCGCAGAUAUGCCCAGGUUGGUGAAGCGUACCCAGUUAAAUAGAAGAGGUGUGGUGCCACUGGGCUUUGAGGAGGAUUAUAAGCAGAAACGGCUGCCGUUGCUAGACAGCAACUCCGCGCAGGAUGGCGGCCAGGAGGAGGAUGCUGACGUUCCCGCGAACUAUGACCCACGGAAGAAGGAUAAUAACGCCAUCGACGCUAGUGAAAACCCUUAUAUCUUUGAUGACGAAGACUUCUAUCGUGUUCUGCUAAAUGACUUGGUCGACAAGAAGAUACUUAAUGCACAGCAGGGCUCCAACGUCCAGGUAGCUAUAAAGGCGCGCUCACAAAAUAAACUCAAGAAGAACGUUGAUACAAAAGCAUCCAAGGGCCGUAAGUUAAAUUACUCCGUUCAGGAGCCAAUUGCCAACUAUGAAGCGCCCAUCAACGGUGGCUUCAAGUGGUCGGACGAGCAGAUUGACGAAUUCUUUGCUGGGUUACUUGGGCAAAGGGUUAAUUUUGAUGAGCGCGAGACAUCUGAGGCGAAGGAUAACGAAGAGGAAGCUAUUGAACAUGAUGAUCUUCGUAUAUUCGGCUGA